GAAGAACCAGAGAGCGAGACGAGUCUCGGCCUCCUAAGUGUUCAAAAACAUCGAGUAACAUUUUCAGGACAUCAGAUAAGAAAACAGGGAAGUCGACUGCAUGAUUUACAUCAAAACUGCAGCGCUGUGUUACGGUUUGACAACUUCCUUGAAAUGUUUUCGGUCGGACAGACGGACCAGUUGUAGACAUAAAUACAUGUCUGUGGGUGUAGUGUUCUGACUUGACUGUUUUCAACGUGAUGCGUUUCAACGAGAAGGAGAUGGUGUCUCUGAGCCGUCAGCCUUCAGAGAUGGCAGCUGAACUUGGAAUGCGAGGUCCUAAGAAAGGAGACGUUGUCAAGAGGAGGCUUGUGAAGCUCAUCGUUAACUUCCUCUUCUACUUCCGGAUUGAUGAGGAGGAGCCUGUUGGAGCUUUGUUGUUGGAGCAGUGUCGGGUGGAGAAGGAGGACAAUCUGACCUUCUCUAUUGCAUUUCUAGAUGAAGCAGAGAGAAAAUAUGUGUUUGAAUGUGGCUCUGAGGAGCAAUGUAAGGAGUGGAUAGACUCUAUUAUCAAAGCAAGUUACGAGUUUAUGAGGAGGAAUCUAAUUUAUUAUCGAACAGAAAUCCACAGGCUCACUGGGAAGGACCCCUUGGAACAAUAUGGUAUAUCUGAUGAAACUCGUUUCCAGGUCAGCAAUGGUCAACAGCUCAAACCCAGAGAUACAUCCUCCCUGUAGACCAGCCUUGUGUUCUAAAUGUGAAAAUUUUAGUCCACUCUGCCAUUCCAAUUGUAAUUAUUUUUAUUUCCGUAGCCUCAGCAUUACUGCAGACACUCCAGCUUUUUACAUUUGGU
Nematolebias whitei (Rio pearlfish) is the source of this 832-nucleotide messenger RNA. It is a transcript of the gene plekhj1, whose product is annotated as pleckstrin homology domain containing, family J member 1. The transcript is spliced from 6 exons. The coding region runs from base 240 to 716 and encodes 158 amino acids. Gene Ontology annotation, cellular component: trans-Golgi network; early endosome; recycling endosome. Gene Ontology annotation, biological process: retrograde transport, endosome to Golgi; receptor recycling; endosome organization. NCBI's taxonomy places the organism in Eukaryota, Metazoa, Chordata, Actinopteri, Cyprinodontiformes, Rivulidae. The record is from RefSeq and is a predicted model, not a curated record.